Saccoglossus kowalevskii is the source of this 1339-nucleotide messenger RNA. RefSeq names its product DNA damage-binding protein 2-like. NCBI's taxonomy places the organism in Eukaryota, Metazoa, Hemichordata, Enteropneusta, Harrimaniidae. Gene Ontology annotation, cellular component: nucleus; Cul4-RING E3 ubiquitin ligase complex. The record is from RefSeq and is a predicted model, not a curated record. Gene Ontology annotation, molecular function: protein binding; damaged DNA binding. Gene Ontology annotation, biological process: response to UV; DNA repair.
GUCAGUAGCUUCCUGGUUUGACAAGUGACUAGGCUGGGUGAUAGUUGAUCAGCGAGUAAUUGGCAGCAUAUACCUCAUCGGGCGUCCAAGGUGUUGACAUAGAUUUACAUCAAACCAAGUUUGCUUUCUAUCUGAUAACACAUGUUUCCGAUUUCCGGAGAGUCUUCCCAUACCAUUAUAAGCUAAAAGAAGUGUGGUUUUAAAUGUCCCAAUAAGACUAUGACAAUUACCUAAACCUGUGUGGAGAAUGCCUGGAGCAACACAAAGAAAAACAAGGAAGAGAAUGAAGCCUUAUGAAAAUGGCGCAGAUCAGUCGGAAAGUACAAGCUCUAAAAGAAAAGAAACUGCUGAGAAUGAUGAAAGGUCUAAAAGAAAAGAUACUGCUGAGAAUGAUGAAAGAAUAAAGAUUUGCAGUGGUGUAUUGACAAGAAAGACAAUACCUGCUAUAAGUGUUACACCUCUUAUAGGAAAUAAUAGUCAAAAUCUUGUUCAUCAUAUGCAUAAUACAUCACUUGGUAGACGGCCGCAGAAUACAAUGAGGAAGAGUUUGUGUCAGCCAUUUGUUCGUAUUCUCUCCAACGCAAAAGUAUACAGGACAGCGAGUCCAUUUGAUAGGAGGGUCACUGCGAUUGAGUGGCACCCUACGCAUCCCACUGUUUUAGCCAUUGGUUCUAAAGGUGGUGAUAUGAUACUAUGGGACUAUGAAAGAACAGACAAACAGGAAUUCAUCUCAGGGAUUGGCAAAGGAGGUUCUAUUACAAGUUUGAAGUUCAAUGUUGACAAUCUCAAUACUGUCUAUACAUCCAGUGUGUCAGGUAAAAUCAGCUUACAGGAUUUCACUGGAAGACAACCAAAAAUACUAUAUGAAUCAAGUGACUGGACUCGUUAUUGGUAUUGUGCACUUGACGUGUCAUUUACGGCUGGUCUGGUAACCGUUGGCGACAGCGUAGGCAAUACUAUAUUGCUUAGCCAGGAAGGUAAAGUGCUGUGGAAGCAUAAACUUCAUAAACAGAAAGUCACCCACUGUGAAUUCAAUCCCCAAUGUGAUUGGCUGGUGGCGACAUCAUCAGUUGACAAGACGGUGAAAUUAUGGGAUGUACGUAUGGUGAAGGGUACAGAGAGUGCAUUACAUGUAUUGAAUCAUGACAAACCAGUAAACUCAGUUGUUGGAAGAUAUCCAGAUCAGAAUUUUCCUGGUUACGUGGCCAAUGAGUCUCGUAGUAUUGAUGUAAUUGAUGUAAAUACAGGGGAUAUUGUUUGUCAAAUUAAAGACUCAAAAGCUCCAGGAUUAAUAUCACGUCCAAACGGCGCUAUGUUAUUAGUUCCUGUUCAGACGUAG